AUGGCGGUGGCGUGCGGGAGGCGGCUGCUAGUUCCGUUCGGUGGGCGGCUGCGGGCCGGCCCCCGGGCUCCACUCCGGUCUGUAGCUUCCGCUGCGCCGCUCUACGAUGUGGUGGUGUCGGGCGGCGGUAUGGUCGGGAGCGCCAUGGCCGCCGUCCUGGGGCACGAUAGCCACUUCCACGAUAAGAAGAUUGCUUUGCUGGAGGCUGGUCCUAGGAAAGAAUAUGAUUGCAUGCCAGACAGUUACAGUAACAGGGUCAGUUCCAUCUCCCCGGGAUCAGCAACCCUCCUGAGCAGUUUUGGGGCCUGGGAUCACGUCUGCAGCCUGAGAAUGAAACCAUUCCGGCGAAUGCAGGUGUGGGAUGCUUGUUCAGAAGCCAUGAUCGUUUUUGAGAAAGAUGACUUAGAUGACAUGGGUUACAUAGUGGAGAAUGAUGUCAUUAUGUCUGCUCUCACAAAACAGUUAGAUGCAGUAGCAGACCGGGUGGAUGUUUUCUAUGGAAGCAGAGCGGUGAGGUAUACCUGGCCCCUUCCCUCUCCCAGCUGUGACGCAAGCCCUUGGGUCCAAAUCGAGUUAGCUGAUGGAUGCAGACUUCAGACCAAAUUGCUGAUUGGUGCAGAUGGUCAUAACUCGGUAGUCCGGAAAGAAGCUGAAAUUAAGAACAUUGAGCAUCGGUAUGACCAGUCAGCUGUAGUGGCAACCCUUCAUUUGUCUGAGGCCACAGACAAUAAUGUAGCAUGGCAGAGGUUCCUUCCCACAGGGCCAAUUGCGCUUCUUCCGCUGUCUGACACUGCCAGCUCUCUAGUCUGGUCUACAUCUCAUGAACAUGCAUCGGAACUUCUUGCUAUUGAUGAGGAAAGUUUUGUGGAUAGCAUCAACUCUGCCUUUUGGAGCAAUGUAAACCACUCCGACUUCAUCGAUACAGCUGGGGCCAUGUUUCGGUCAGCUCUGUCACUCCUGAAGCCCUCAGGGACUGCAGUCCGUCAGUUGCCCCCCAGCGUUGCUAAAGUAGAUCCAGAGAGCCGAGCCAUGUUCCCUCUUGGAAUGGGGCAUGCAACAGAGUAUGUCCAGCACCGUGUGGCUCUCAUUGGGGAUGCUGCUCACAGAGUCCACCCACUUGCAGGACAAGGUGUGAACCUGGGCUUUGGUGACAUUGCCUGUUUAGCUCAUCACCUCCGUGCAGCAGCCUUCAAUGGGAGCGAUCUGGGCUCCUUAAAACAUCUCUUAAAGUUUGAGACUGAGCGUCAGAGGCACAAUGUCUCCUUGAUAGCUGCUAUUGAUAUGCUAAAGAGGCUUUACUCUACAAAGCUGACUCCCUUGGUGUUGCUGAGGACAUGGGCAUUGCAAGCAACAAAUGCCCUGCCUCCUGUCAAAGAGCAAAUUGUGGCUUUUGCCAGCAAGUGAUCUGUUGUCAGUUUGGAACAGCAGGUGACCAAGGAAUGCAUUGCCCUUUUAAGGACUGUGACUGACUUGAA
Indicator indicator is the source of this 1475-nucleotide messenger RNA. RefSeq names its product coenzyme Q6, monooxygenase (gene COQ6). The transcript has 12 exons. Gene Ontology annotation, cellular component: mitochondrion. Gene Ontology annotation, biological process: ubiquinone biosynthetic process. Gene Ontology annotation, molecular function: 2-octaprenyl-6-methoxyphenol hydroxylase activity; oxidoreductase activity, acting on paired donors, with incorporation or reduction of molecular oxygen, NAD(P)H as one donor, and incorporation of one atom of oxygen; FAD binding. The record is from RefSeq and is a predicted model, not a curated record. Lineage: Eukaryota; Metazoa; Chordata; Aves; Piciformes; Indicatoridae. Bases 1 to 1404 code for a protein of 467 amino acids.